UCUCACACACGCACAGACAGAGCUUGACGGAGGCCGCCGCGCGCGCCCUUUAUUGGAUCCUAUCGGACCCGGAUUAAUGAAUCAGCUCCCGGACCGGGUUUUAGCCCGGAGGCUCAGAUAGAUGAAGAGGCCAUGGAGAGCCGACACAUGUGCACUCUGACCCUGCUGCUGGUGUCGGUGUGUCCGCUCUGCUGCAGAGCCACCUGGAUGUGGCUGGGCGUGGGUCCUGGUUCUAUCCCGGGUCCUGGUUCUGACCCGGGUUCUGGUUCUGGCUCUGUCCCAGAGAGCCGUGUGUGUGCAGACCUCCCUCUGAGUCCCCGGCAGCGGGACAUCUGCAGGAAGAAGCCGUUCCUGCUGCCCAGCGUGCGGGACGGCGCGCGGCUCGCCAUCGCUGAGUGUCAGAACCAGUUCAGACACGAGCGCUGGAACUGCUCCAUCGGCACCGGUACCGACCCGGCCCGGUUCACACAGCAGCUGGCCGCCGGAACCAAAGAAACGGCGUUCAUCUACGCGGUGAUGGCGGCCGGGCUGGUCCACGCCGUGACGCGCGCCUGUAGCCACGGCAACAUGACGGAGUGCGGCUGCGACACGCGCCCACGGAGCGGCAGCUCGCCACCGGCGGAGGAGGACGGCUGGCACUGGGGCGGCUGCUCGGACCACAUCCAGUACGGGGUCUGGUUCAGCCGCAGGUUCAUCGACGGCGCCGGCAGGAACGCGUCGGCCGCCGGCGGAGGGUACACGCCGAGCGGUGCCAACCGGCACAACAGCGAGGCUGGACGGCAGGCGAUCGUGAAGACGAUGUUGACCCACUGCCGUUGCCACGGCGUCUCCGGGUCCUGCGCGGUGAAGACGUGCUGGAAGUCGGCGGCUCCGUUCGAGCGUGUCGGCGCGUACCUGAAGCAGCGCUACGAGCGGAGCGUGCAGGUGUGGGACCGCUCCAAGAUGAAGCCGCCGCGCCGAAAGGAGCCGCGACUCCCAGCCGCCGCGCACCAGCUCGUCUUCUUCAACAAGUCUCCCAACUACUGCGUGGCCGACCGGCGCCGCGGCGUGCUCGGGACCACCGGGCGGCGCUGCAGCCGGACCUCCACGGGCCCGGACAGCUGCGUGCUGCUGUGCUGCGGCCGCGGCUACAACACGCACCUGGUCCGCCACGUGCAGCGCUGCGAGUGCAAGUUCGUCUGGUGCUGCUACGUCCGCUGCCGGCGCUGCGAGAGCAUGAACGACAUGCACACCUGUAAAUAAAACACCUGGACAGAAAGACUCUACACACCUGGACACACACACACACACACACACACACACACACA
Messenger RNA from Perca flavescens (yellow perch), 1307 nucleotides. It is a transcript of the gene wnt16, whose product is annotated as wingless-type MMTV integration site family, member 16. Gene Ontology annotation, biological process: multicellular organism development; cell fate commitment; canonical Wnt signaling pathway. Lineage: Eukaryota; Metazoa; Chordata; Actinopteri; Perciformes; Percidae. The transcript has 4 exons. Bases 133 to 1242 code for a protein of 369 amino acids. Gene Ontology annotation, molecular function: cytokine activity; frizzled binding. Gene Ontology annotation, cellular component: extracellular region. The record is from RefSeq and is a predicted model, not a curated record.